UCCCCACCGCAACAGCCAUCAAAGCCCAGUCGGUAGAGGUCCGCCUUGGCCGUUUGCAAAUCCUCCGGAGCCCUUGGCGGGCCUGUAUCCGUCUUAACCUGUCAGGACGAGCGCCGGUCCCACGACAUGGAAAGAUUCACUCUCACAGGAUCCGCCCGCCGCCAACAUUCAGCUCAUCACCACUACUAGGAGGGGUUGCUGGGCACAAUGUUCAGACGCGUGAUGACUUCCAACACCCCGGGCAACUCUCUCUCAUCCCUCCCUUGCUGCUCGCCUUGCCCUUUUCUUUCCUUGCGCCGCCGCACGUCACUCUUCCUCUAACAACCCCCCGAAUCGAUCAUGUCGUCUCCAUCACGUUCGGCGCCCGUACGAAGGAUCAAGAACAUUUGCUGUAUCGGCGCGGGCUAUGUCGGAGGUCCCACCAGUGCCGUGAUUGCGAAACAAAACCCCGACAUCACCGUCACCGUCGUCGACCUGAGCGAAGCCCGCAUCGCAGCGUGGAAGUCGAAAGCCCUCCCCAUCUACGAACCCGGUCUCUAUGAGGUCGUCGAGGUCGCCAGAGAUGGCACCGACGGACGACUUCCCAACUUCCACUUCUCCACCGACAUCUCCACCACCAUCGACCAGGCCGACUUGAUCUUCAUCGCCGUCAACACACCUACAAAGACGGAAGGAUUGGGUGCAGGAGGAGCCUCAGACCUGGCAUACGUUGAAUCCGCAGCAAGACACAUUGCAGAGGUGGCCACAUCCGACAAGAUCAUUGUAGAGAAGAGCACAGUACCAUGCGGCACGGCGGAGAAUAUUCGAGAGAUCCUCGACGCUCAUGCUUCUCCGGACAUCCACUUUGACAUCCUCUCCAAUCCGGAGUUCCUCGCAGAAGGCACCGCGAUCAAUGAUCUCCUCCAUCCGGAUCGCAUCCUCAUCGGCUCCCUCUCCGACGACCGCGCCCGUAUUGCAGCAGAAUUGCUUGCCCAAGUAUACUCCUCCUGGGUGCCUCGCGAACGCAUCAUCACCAUCAAUCUUUGGUCUUCCGAACUCGCCAAGCUCGCCGCUAACUGCAUGCUCGCUCAACGCAUCUCAUCGAUCAACUCCCUCUCCGCCAUCUGCGAGGCCACAGGCGCCAACAUCGAAGAGCUCUCCUUUGCCGUCGGUCUCGACUCCCGCAUCGGUCCCAAAAUGCUCAAAGCCAGUGCCGGGUUCGGUGGUUCCUGUUUCAAAAAGGACGUCCUCUCCCUCGCAUACAUCGCCGAAUACCUCCACCUUCCCGAGGUAGCAGCAUACUGGAAAUCCGUCGUCGACAUCAACGAGUACCAAAAAGAGCGUUUCGCCAAACGUAUCACCCGGAGACUGUACAACACCCUCCGCGGGAAGAAAAUCGCCAUCCUCGGGUUUGCGUACAAGAAAAACACGGGCGACACCCGAGAAUCCGCAGCCAUCACCAUCGUAGCGCAACUCAUCGCCGAGGGCGCCAAAAUCGCCAUUUACGACCCUCAAGUCAGCGAGGAGCAAAUCCACCGCGACUUGUCAAUCACUCACCCAGCAGAAGUCCUCAAGCAACGAGUCGAAGUUCACACAAACGCCCACUCCGCAUGCGCCAACGCCUCCGCCGUCACGAUAAGUCAAGCGGAUAAGAGGGUCGACUGGGUGCACAUCGCCGGCACGAUGAAACGUCCUCGACUGGUGUUUGAUGGGAGGAAUAUUGUCGACACGAAAGCGUUGGAAGGGAUUGGGUUUCGGGUGGAGUGUAUUGGUAAAGCGAGUCGGAGGGAGAGGUUGUUGUAA
Molecule: messenger RNA, 1782 nt
Organism: Zymoseptoria tritici IPO323
Lineage: Eukaryota; Fungi; Ascomycota; Dothideomycetes; Mycosphaerellales; Mycosphaerellaceae
Exons: 3
Coding region: 340-1782 (480 amino acids)
Biological process (GO): glycosaminoglycan biosynthetic process
Cellular component (GO): cytosol; nucleus
Molecular function (GO): UDP-glucose 6-dehydrogenase activity; NAD binding
Source: RefSeq, a predicted model, not a curated record